AUGUUUGCUGAUGAUGGAGAUCUUCCUCAGGAUGGCAUCGUGGCUGAUGAAGCUGUUGUUCAAUCACAAGGACAACAAGUAAAUGAUACGCUCAGGGACAAUUGGGAUGAUGCAGAGGGAUAUUAUCGAGUGAGAAUAGGAGAAGUUCUUGAUGGCCGUUAUCGAGUUUUUGGUUAUACCGGUGCUGGAGUUUUCGGAAACGUUGUCAGGUGUACUGAUCAAAAGAGAAACGAUGUGGUCGCGAUAAAAAUCAUACGAAACAACGAGAUCAUGCGAAAGACAGGUCUACGCGAAUUAGAAGUCUUACGUAAGUUGAAUGAAGCCGACCGCGAAGACAGAUUUCAUUGUCUGCAGCUUUAUCGCACAUUCAAUCAUCACAAUCAUCUGUGCCUUUGCUUCGAGAACCUGAGGGUGUUUGUCAUUGCACCAGUAUCUGGUUUCAUAUUUGAAAAUUGCAGCAUGAACUUACGCGAGUUGUUGAAAAAAUAUGGCAACAAUGUUGGAUUACACAUGAAGGCGGUCCGAAGUUAUGCACAUCAGCUUCUAAUGGCACUACGACUUCUAAAGAAAUGCGGUCUUGUACAUGCAGAUAUUAAACCUGAUAACAUUCUGGUGAGUUGUUGA
Messenger RNA from Cylicostephanus goldi, 624 nucleotides. The record is from the annotation of a GenBank genome assembly. Lineage: Eukaryota; Metazoa; Nematoda; Chromadorea; Rhabditida; Strongylidae.